Capra hircus (goat) is the source of this 1530-nucleotide messenger RNA. It is a transcript of the gene CNPPD1, whose product is annotated as cyclin Pas1/PHO80 domain containing 1. The record is from RefSeq and is a predicted model, not a curated record. The transcript is spliced from 9 exons. NCBI's taxonomy places the organism in Eukaryota, Metazoa, Chordata, Mammalia, Artiodactyla, Bovidae. Gene Ontology annotation, biological process: regulation of cyclin-dependent protein serine/threonine kinase activity. Gene Ontology annotation, cellular component: nucleus; cyclin-dependent protein kinase holoenzyme complex. Gene Ontology annotation, molecular function: cyclin-dependent protein serine/threonine kinase regulator activity; protein kinase binding. Bases 295 to 1530 code for a protein of 411 amino acids.
AAAGGUCAGCCGGGCUCGCUCGUCCUCAAGUGUGCCACGGUCCCCUAGGAAUUGUCCCAAUUUCUCAGACACGCUGGGGCUCAGCGAUAUCAGGAAUUCUAGCCCAGCUCCUUCCCAGCGGUCGAAGCCGGCGGCUCGGCCCAACUGGCCGCAGGAAGUGCCCGGCGCUGACUUAGCCCGCGACGCCCCCGCGGCUUGUAAACACCGGGCAGACGCGCGGCGCGGCAAAGGCACAGCACGCGCCUCGAAGCCAGGACUCCUCUCUACUCGGUGAGGACAGUGGCUGGCGGCGCGAUGGACCUGGCCGGGCUCCUGCUGGACGAAGAAGGCACCUUCUCCCUUACCGGCUUCCAGGACUUCACGUUCCUCCCAGGACACCAGAAGCUGAGUGCCCGGAUCCGAAGAAGACUCUACUAUGGCUGGGACUGGGAAACCGACUGUACCCUGGAGGAGCUCUCCAGCCCCGUGGCAGAUAUUGCUGUGGAACUCCUGCAGAAGGCAGCCCCCAGUCCUAUUCGCCGGCUCCAGAAGAAAUAUGUAGCCCACGUGUCCCGAGAGGCUUGCAUCUCUCCGUGUGCUAUGAUGCUGGCUCUGGUAUACAUUGAGCGGCUCCGGCAUAGAAACCCGGACUACCUACAGCAUGUGUCAUCCUCUGACUUGUUCCUGAUCUCCAUGAUGGUGGCCAGUAAGUACCUCUAUGAUGAAGGGGAGGAGGAAGAGGUCUUCAAUGAUGAAUGGGGAGCUGCUGGGGGUGUGGCCGUGCCCACUCUCAAUGCCCUGGAGAGGGGCUUCCUGAGUGCCAUGGAUUGGCGGCUCUACACUGAUCCUCGGGAAAUCUUUGAGGUGCUGAGCUGGCUGGAGGGCUGCGUGGCUGAGCAGCAGGGGCGCCGGCGGGGCUGGUACACCUACACAGACCUGUGUGUGCUGCUGGAACAACCUGCCUGGCAACUGGCGCUGGGUUCCCUCUGCCAGCAGCUGGCAAAGCUGUCCUGCCUGUUGGCUAUGGCAUAUGUGAGCAGCGUGGCCCUCGCUGUGGCAUCGAUGGCCGUAAUACACCAGUCAUUAGGGCUGUCCUGCAGCCCCCCGCCUGGCCCUCCAGACCUUGGACUGGCCUCCAGGUGCCUUUUGGAACCCUGCAUACCUUCUCCCAUGCCACAGUGCCUGCCGUCUCCUGCUAACAUCUCCGGCUGCCAGGAAGGCGAUGUAGUGUUGCGUUCACUGUGGGGCAGUCUGCUAGCCUCACUGACUCCCCCACCGUUGCCUCCUCCAGAUCCUCCUGCUCCUCCCACUCUUCUUCACAACUGCCCCCUUUGCCAGAAGCUCCAGAAGGACUCCCCAACCUGCCGUGCCUGCCACCACCUCAACCAUACUGUCCCCACGGGGCCCCCCAGUCCUUGGUCCCACUCCCACGGCCUGGCUCCCCCCUGGCCUUGGAGCCCAAUGCCUCCUCUGCUCCCACAGCCCCAGCAAUGUUCCGUUUUCAGCAUCAUGGAACUGGCCCGCCUGAAGUCUUUCAUUUUCCCAGGCUAG